This is a messenger RNA of Habropoda laboriosa, 1440 nucleotides long. Its product is annotated as adenylate kinase 8. Gene Ontology annotation, molecular function: nucleoside diphosphate kinase activity; ATP binding; AMP kinase activity. The record is from RefSeq and is a predicted model, not a curated record. Lineage: Eukaryota; Metazoa; Arthropoda; Insecta; Hymenoptera; Apidae. Gene Ontology annotation, cellular component: cytoplasm. The transcript is spliced from 11 exons. Bases 1 to 1440 code for a protein of 479 amino acids. Gene Ontology annotation, biological process: nucleoside triphosphate biosynthetic process.
AUGGCGUAUCUGGAGAAACAUCGGAUAUAUGAAUUAUUCCACGAAAUUGCUACUCAAUUGGUGCUUAAAAGGCCGGACGACCCAGUUGUAUUUAUGAAACAGUAUCUCGAAUUGGCCAAAAAAAGACUGGACAUUCCCAAGAUCAUUCUUAUUGCACCUCCAGGCUUUGAUAGAAUGGCCUUAGCCAAAGUUCUCCAGGAAGAAUUGGGCGUGCACCCGUUAUCCUUGAGAAAUCUUCGCGAUGCAUUUUCCCAGUCAGAUGUAACUUGUCGUUGCGAGGAAUCGGAGGAUCUCGCGUCCACAAUGAGAACGAUUUUGGAAAGUGGAAUCUUACACGAAAGCGGAUGGCUACUCGUUGAUUUACCGAGAACAAAGAAGGAAGCACGAAUAUUCCAGCGUAUAGGAAUAAUACCGACGCACGUGAUACAGCUUGUAGUUUCGAACGAACCUGAAAACUGGCAAAACAUUUUCACAGACGUCGCUUGUAACCAAACUUCUAAUCAGAUAAACGAGUCGAAAGAUCCAAGGACUCGUAGAUACUUGAAAAAUCUACAAGGAUUGCGGGAAGCGUAUGCACACGCUUUAAUCGAAGUCGAAGUAGGGAUCAGAUCCAUCGACGAGCUUGGAAAAGAUUGCGCGAAACUAGCAAAAAUGAGGAAACUUUGUGGAGCACCGUCGCUUUUGCGCAUUGCGCUCAUUGGAUCUAGAGGAUCUGGUUGUACCACAUUGGCACAAUACUUGGCCGAAAGAUUCAAUCUUGUUCAUAUCGAUUACGAUUACAUCGCGGAACAGACGCGAUUGCAGCAGAAUCCUUUGGGGGAGAUGCUUCGAUUGUUCGAGGAGAAAUGGGGCGAAAGGCCGAAGCCUGAGAUCAGGAUCAAAAUUGUCGAAAAACAUAUAUCUGGCUACGAGUGUUUGAAGAGAGGAUGGGUGCUAACUGGAUACCCGAAAACAGUGGAAGAUUUUCAAUUAUUAGAUUUGAUAGCCACCCCUCCAAACAGAGUGAUAUUUGUGGAAGUAAGUGGCGACGUCUGUAGAGAAAGACUGCUUAAUCGUCGAUACAACGUCGAUACUGGAAGCAAGCAUAAUUUGUCUACGAGAAAGUACGUAGAUAAAGACGAUUGUAGAUUAGGUGUUCAUCCUAAGGACUACAGAUUGAUCGUCGAACGAGAUCUCCAGGAAUACGACGAAAAUGUGAUCGACAUGAUGAAGUAUGCUGGCGAAUCUGCGAUAAAAAUCGACGCUAACCAGGAGGAAAGAGUCGUUCGAGAAAAAGUAGAAGCGUUUCUAAUGCGUGCAGCUCCUUCCUGGCAAUCGAGGAUACCAAGACCUCCACCUGAGAUCGAUCCAAUGGACAUUGAAUACGAACCCGACGGCGAACCAAUUUCCAAAGUGUUGAGCAACGUAUGCACCUGUGAGCCCAAGUAUAGCUUCAUUUAA